Messenger RNA from Penicillium malachiteum, 1035 nucleotides. RefSeq names its product phosphotransferase family protein. The transcript has 2 exons. The coding region runs from base 1 to 1035 and encodes 344 amino acids. NCBI's taxonomy places the organism in Eukaryota, Fungi, Ascomycota, Eurotiomycetes, Eurotiales, Aspergillaceae. The record is from RefSeq and is a predicted model, not a curated record.
AUGAAAGCUGCGAAUCGUGUUGAGAAUGAGGUCGCUAUUAUAAGUCUUGCUGCGGCUGCGUUAGGCCCUAUUUUCAAGCCCCAUGUUGUGCCCCGUCUCUAUGGCUGGGCCGGGACUACAUCCAAACUGGGAGAACGUCAGCAAGGUUGGAUCCUCCAGGAGCUCAUGCCAGGUGUACCUCUGGAUGAAAAACUAGAUGAAAUGGGACUUGAGGAAAAGAAAAAGAUAUUCGCUCAGAUUGCGAAGCUCCUCAAGGGACUUCAGGACUUCAAGUUACCUGCUUCUAUUACCCAGUUUGGCGGCCUGACUAUUGAUGAAAAUGGCAAUAUUGUUAGUGCUCCAAUGAGCAACACCAGUACCGGACCUUGGAGUUCAUAUGAAGCAUCGUUUGAAGCAAGACUUAAGCAAGCGCUUGAAGAAGCCGAUGAGAAUACUUACAUCCAGGGUUGGCAUGCAAAUGGCGUCCGGGCUCGGUUGGAGGCCUUCAUAGAGCAGGGACUGGCCGAAUGCUUCAAGCCACUUCAGACACACCAAGAGAGAGCAAUUAUUCACGGAGAUUUUACACCCAGCAACCUCUUAUUUGACCCCGUCUCAGGCUGUAUCACAGGGCUGAUUGACUAUGACUUCUCGUGUAUUCUGCAUCCAUCAUAUGAAUUUCUGCGCUCUUUUAGUGGACUUGGAGGCCAGUUUCGUGGCUGGUCUGGUAUUGAGGGCCGCGAGCAGAUGGCGCUUAAGCACGCCAAGCUACACGGCUUCCUAGAUCCUCUACCGGAGCAUAAGGAGGGCGAUAAUGAGUUGCCGUGGAAAGUGGCGAAGGCCUGGGAGGAUGCGCUGGAGAAUGCAGGUUGCAAGCGCCCGAUGAAUAUUCCAGGCAUUGACAAAGUCGCUGAUGCUGAUGCCUUGCUUAACUCUAUCCUGCCAUGGCGUGUGACCAAUUCUGAUAUCCUGAAGAGACAAGCCGUCGAGGUCAUUCGGAAUUGCAGGAAUGAUAAUGAGACAGUGCUGAUUCAGAUUCUGGAGCAUAAUGGGUUUUAA